Soboliphyme baturini is the source of this 207-nucleotide messenger RNA. The record is from the annotation of a GenBank genome assembly. NCBI's taxonomy places the organism in Eukaryota, Metazoa, Nematoda, Enoplea, Dioctophymatida, Soboliphymatidae.
AUGGCUGAUCUGGUGGCUGCUAAGGAUGAAUUCACUAAGGAGUCGGUCGAACUGACGCCUCCUGGCGGAGGACAGUCUAGCACAUUGCAGUGCAUCUCAGAGUUGGACGAGCAGCCGAUUUUCACUCAGUUUUCGUUCCAUGGUAGUGGAAGUCGCGGCAGCAGACUCUCGUUUCAGUACCUCGAGGAAAAUUACACUCGACCGUGA